Molecule: messenger RNA, 4577 nt
Organism: Odontomachus brunneus
Lineage: Eukaryota; Metazoa; Arthropoda; Insecta; Hymenoptera; Formicidae
Gene: RSG7
Product: regulator of G-protein signaling 7-like
Exons: 16
Coding region: 553-2865 (770 amino acids)
Biological process (GO): regulation of G protein-coupled receptor signaling pathway; G protein-coupled receptor signaling pathway; cristae formation
Cellular component (GO): MICOS complex
Source: RefSeq, a predicted model, not a curated record
GUCGUCGACGAAAGUGUAAUUAUGCUCGGCUCUCACAGUUAGGCAAGCCCUACCGAUAGAACCCGAGUUUAUCACGGAUAUAAAUUGAUAUUAGUUGCAGUACAUAUAACUCUCCGCUAGUAUACUCCUUAUAUUUUAUUCAUCAUAUCCUUCAUUGUAAAAUACGAGAUAAACUUUUUAGAAGAUUGUACAUAAGAGAGAGAGAGAGAGAGAGACAACCAUCCCACUGAAAAUCUCUCUCAGUCGAAUCACUUUUCAGACGCCAGCACACAUCUUAGUAUUAUUGUAGUUCGAUGCAUUAGAGAUUUGUUUAAAGAGCAAAAAUGGCGGACGGAAUAAGAUUAUUGAGAGUGUGUUAUCUUUAGUUGUCGCGUAUUACAUUUUUUUGUUAUUACGUUUUAUAUUAAUAUAAAUAUUAAUAUAAUUGAUCGAUAAUUUUCUUAAAAAUCUCUGACAAAUUUCGUGAAUCUUUGUGUAUUCCAUUAAUGCACGACGAGACAUUAUAUAGGAAGAUAAAUAAUUUAUGUAACAGAUUUACACACUCGGAAAACAAUGUUUUUCAAGAAAUUUUUAAUGCCGUGCGGGUUAUGUGCGGCAAUACCUGCAAUAAGUCCAACAAAUUCAUCAGGAGAUAGCAUAUUAUCUGAUAAUAAAGAAGCAGAUGUUAAGAAACGAAUUCGACCAUCUGAACUACCUAUUUAUUCCUUUGAAGAGGACUAUUCUAAGCAGAUGUCAUGCGAUACAGAAUGCUCACCUUCCUUCUUAGAACAGAAUAUAUCUAAAGUUCGUAAGUCUGCUCAAGCAGUUGCAUCUGAGUAUCAACAUUACACCGGUGUUAUUUCAGACAAAGUUGAUAUUGGCUUUGAACACAGCAGAUCUCUUUUGGAUUAUCUCCGUGAGGAGAGUAAUGUAAUGCCACGUAUGGGUGCUAUUGGUAUUGGUGGAUUGGCUGGAUUAAUACUCGGUCUCAGAGGACGUACAUUUAAACGACUUGUAUAUUCCAGCACUGGUGCUCUCACCAUAGCAGCUUUGUGUUACCCUAAAAAGGCGGAAGAAGGAGUUGACUUGGCAAAACAUUACAUAAAUGUUGGAUACAACUUCGUCUAUGGUGUCAAACCAGGUGACGAACAGCAGCUGCAAAUCGAAAUGCCGGAAAUGAAAUUCCCGACAUCUUUUUCCGAAUUUGUAGACUUAACGAUUGUCACAGGUUCAGCGGCAGCUAGUGCUGUUGGGGAUUUUGCACAGAACGCGUACGCAUCUUUGAGUGGUAACAAGGAGAAUUGUCGCGUUUUCUGUUUCAGGGUGGAUAUGGUAACUAUGAACUCCGAAAAAUCGGCUUGCCGCCGAAAAUCAGUGGAAAAGAGCAGCAUCGAAAAGACACCAGAGCAUGUCGAGGAAGCCGACAAGAAAAAUGAGGACAAUCGUAUGAAUGAGUCCCCGGAUUUGUCCCCCAACACUCCUACAUACAACGUCACUGCCUCUUGCGCCGAAGACACCCCUAACUACCUUGUCUAUAAGAAGAUGGAGUCGAUCGUAGAGAAGAUGUUGGAUGAAUUCACUGGCGUUCCCGUAAAAACAGUCAAGACUUUCAUGACGAAAACGCCAUCUGUUUUUACAGGUACAGACCUCAUAGCAUGGAUGAUGAAGAGCAUGGAUAUAGAUGAUCAAGAGGCUCUUCAUGUGGCUCAUCUGAUGGCAUCUCACGGGUAUUUUUUCCCUAUCGACGACCACUGCCUUACUGUAAAGAACGACAACACUUUCUACAGAUUUCAAACUCCCUAUUUUUGGCCAUCAAACUGUUGGGAACCUGAGAACACUGAUUAUGCUGUCUAUUUAUGCAAAAGGACGAUGCAGAACAAAACGCGACUGGAAUUGGCGGACUACGAGGCGGAGAACCUGGCUAGAUUGCAAAAGAUGUUUUCGCGAAAAUGGGAAUUUAUCUUUAUGCAGGCGGAAGCGCAGAGCAAAGUCGACAAGAAAAGGGACAAGCUGGAAAGAAAAGUCUUGGAUAGUCAAGAACGAGCUUUUUGGGACGUACAUCGACCAAUGCCCGGAUGCGUGAACACCACCGAGCUGGAUAUCAAAAAAGCUUGUCGCAGUCACAAGUCCGUCGUACAGCCGAGCAAGCAUUUGCAUCUGGGCCUCGCGGGCGGCAGGAUAUCACCGUCUGUGGAAACGCACGCGAACUCGUCAUCGGUAGAAUUUCUGCAGAAGGAGAUCGAGACGCUGAGAGACAGACUGGACAGGCCCGUCAUCAAAGUGUCAAAAGUGGCCGAAGCUUUGAUCGGGUACUUUGAGCAGUACAUGGAGUACGACCCGUUUUGCACUCAGCCCGAACUGACGAAUCCGUGGAUAUCCGAUAGCCCGGAGAUGUGGGAGCAAGAGAAAUUAGCGAAAGAAAUCUCCACGAGGAGAGUGAAGAGGUGGGCGUUCAGUCUGCAAGAGCUUCUGCAGGAUCCCGUCGGUAGAGAACAAUUUAUACGCUUCUUAGAUAAGGAAUUUAGCGGCGAGAAUCUCAAAUUUUGGGAAACCGUACAGGAAUUAAAAACUUUACCGCAGAAAGACGUCCAGGCGAAAGUCGAAGAGAUAUGGCGUGAGUUCUUGGACACGGACGCCAGUUGUCCCAUCAAUGUCGAUUCUCGGUCUUACGAAAUCACGAAGAAGAAUCUCGAAAAGCCGGACCAAUGGUGCUUCGAUGUUGCCGCGGCGCACGUGUAUCAUCUGAUGAAGAGUGACAGUUACUCGAGAUAUAUGCGCUCGGAAAUGUACAAGGACUUCCUUAACGGAUCCAAGAAAAAGACUUCGGUAAAAGGAAUUCGCUCCAUCGUUUCCUUCACUGGACGGAGGGACACUACAGUCUCGUAACCUGCCAAUUUCUGAAAUCUGCGACAUACUCGCUGUUCUCUAACUUGCUAUUCUGUUUACCUCUUCGGCUUUGCCAGAAACAGCAUAAAACUAACGAGAGAAUUUCAAAGGGCGCUUUUUAUUUAAAUUAGUCUUACACAUACUACUGAUGUAUUUAUAAUUAAAUGUUUCAUAUCGGUACAACAGUUAAGAUCAUUUAAAUUGUGCUAUAUACGCUUUCCGAAUCGUUCACGAAGCGACUGGUCAAAUCAAUCAAACUUUUGUCACGGGGAAAUCAGUUUUUCCAAAAUACUGCGCCAUGUAAGUUCAUAUGCAUUACGUACACUUUGUUUUAUUUUAUCAUUCGUUGAGUUCUCUUACUAUAAUACACCUUUGGACGAUGUAAUAAAUGUAAAUAAUGCGUGUAAAUAACGCGUUUUCUUAAUUCAUAUCGGAUGUAUCGGACAUCGCACACAUAUAUAUAUAUACACACACAUGCGCACAUCAGACAACAGCGCAGAUUAUACAACACACGAGUUAAUUGUACAAUAGCAGAACCUCUCUGUAUCUUUCAAUUACCACUGAAGUCUAUAGCCGAGCUGAAAUGAUGCCGCGUACUCGUGUUGGUAGCCCGAUCCGCGCAUCUGACAAAAUAUCGUAUGAUGCACAUAGAAUCAACGUUGCAUUGAGUCAAGUGCGGGGGGAAAUGUUAUACCGACAAAUGAGCACUAUGUGUUAAGAGCCGACGCGCUUGUAAGCACACUACAUUUUUAUAUCGAUUCAAUAAUGUGCACAAUAGCUUUUCAAGUGCACUAGUACGCGGUCGAUCGACCUCGCUAUAAGAAUGUAUAUUGAUCUCAAAUACGAAUAAAUCGCCAGGAACACGGUAGAGCCCCCCAAAAGAAAUCAAAAAUUGAUGAGUUUGUGAGAACACAGCUCUAUGAAACUGAAAACUUGUAGAAUAGAAUCCGAGCUUCUGUAUAACCACAAAAGAUCAAUAAAUCCAAAACUUGUAUUAGAUCAGGAACGCAUAAAUUUAUAAGAAAGAGAGAGAGGGAAAGGGAAAAGGCAUACUGUAUUAAGUAUUUGCAAUUUGUACAACACUCUUCGAAUCGUAAGAUUCAGCGACGGUACAUUAUAAUAUUUUCCUUUCACAUCUAUCUGCUUGUGUGUCUUUUAUCCAUAUAAAUGCAUAUUUUAACAUUGAAAAAUAAAAUUUCUCAUGCGCGCGCGUUUACAAUUUUUUCUAUCAAGUUUUUUUAUUCAGGUUCCCGUAAAUUGUGUCAUACUAUGUAGUAUAUUGUCCUCGUUAUACGACGAUAUAAUCAUUUUCCUUUCAAUUUUAUAUAUAAUUGAUUUUUUAAAUAAUAUAUUUUUUAAUUAUACAGAAAUUACUACUGAUCGCUCCGUUAGUAUAAGCAGAAUACUCAGGUAUACAUGCAUAUAUUUAGUCUAUUAAAUAUUAAUUCGAUGUGUGUGACGCUCAGUGGAUAAUAAUUUGAUGACAAAUACUUGAAAGUCUCCUUUAUUUUAAGCAACAUAUAGUUCGUCAACGGAACUCUGACAAAAUUCAGAACUGUUCGUCCUGCUCCCAAUAACUAUAGUUUAGUUUCCAACGAGUCUCCGUUACACGUCUAUUCGUUCGCCUACAUCGGCGAUCCCGUUUAAAUCCAACAAUCUAAAAUAGGUCCUUGUAAAACUUGUAAUACAAUAAAGUCUUCCAAAAACACAAA